CUGUUGGGUUACAAACAAUGUUAAUAAGCUCUGUUAAUCAAUUCAUUGAUAGUUUGGAUCCCGUUUUGGAUAAAAUCAUAUUGGGACGUUGCAACAAUCUCUUAGACCGUUUAAGUGGGGCUAUUAAAAAUAACCGAGAAAAAGCUGAUGAAUAUGCUGUAAUUUCCCAAGGAGAUUGUCGAUCAAACAAUUUAAUGUUCCUUUAUAACGAUCAAAAUCAGCCAAUCGAUGUUAAAUUAAUUGAUUGGCAAUGUAUAAGGUAUAAUUCACCGCUGUUGGAUUUUAGUUACUUUUUUUAUACAUUAUCCACAAAAGAAACUUUGGAUAAGAUUAAAACUUACUUAAAUUUUUAUUACGAAUCCCUAUGCGAAAGGAUUAUUGAGUUAGGAAGUGAUCCAAAAAAGUUAUUUCCUCGUGAAGUUUUUAUAGAUCAUUGGAGAAAAUUCGCACCUUUCGGCCUUGCCUUAUCAUUUUGUGUGAUUAAAUUGCAGUUGUUUGAAAAGGAUGAAGUCCCUGACUUUUUUGAGAAGCAAGAGUUUGAUACCGAUUCGUUAACUCAUGUUAAUAAAAAUCACAAGGAUUAUAUUGAUAGAGUUAAAGUUAUUAUGCAACAUUUUAUUGAUAAUAAUUUAAUAUAA
Molecule: messenger RNA, 638 nt
Organism: Onthophagus taurus
Lineage: Eukaryota; Metazoa; Arthropoda; Insecta; Coleoptera; Scarabaeidae
Source: RefSeq, a predicted model, not a curated record